Molecule: messenger RNA, 2241 nt
Organism: Micropterus salmoides (largemouth bass)
Lineage: Eukaryota; Metazoa; Chordata; Actinopteri; Centrarchiformes; Centrarchidae
Product: rho-related GTP-binding protein RhoA-D-like
Biological process (GO): small GTPase-mediated signal transduction
Cellular component (GO): neuron projection
Molecular function (GO): GTP binding; GTPase activity
Source: RefSeq, a predicted model, not a curated record
AUGGCUGCUAUCAGGAAGAAGUUGGUGAUAGUUGGGGAUGGUGCGUGUGGGAAGACCUGUCUGCUCAUCGUCUUCAGUAAGGACCAGUUCCCAGAGGUCUAUGUCCCAACUGUGUUUGAGAACUACAUCGCUGAUAUUGAAGUUGAUGGCAAACAGGUGGAGUUAGCGUUGUGGGAUACAGCAGGUCAGGAAGACUAUGACCGACUGAGGCCUCUCUCCUACCCCGACACUGAUGUUAUUCUCAUGUGCUUCUCCAUAGACAGCCCCGACAGUUUAGAGAACAUUCCCGAGAAAUGGACGCCUGAAGUGAAACACUUUUGUCCCAACGUCCCGAUCAUUCUCGUGGGUAACAAGAAGGACCUUAGAAAUGAUGAACACACACGCAGGGAGCUGGCCAAGAUGAAACAGGAGCCAGUUAAGUCUGAAGAGGGCAGAGACAUGGCCAACCGCAUCAGUGCCUUUGGCUACCUGGAGUGCUCCGCCAAGACCAAGGACGGCGUGCGGGAGGUGUUUGAGAUGGCUACCAGAGCAGCGCUGCAGGUCCGCAAGCGCAAGAAGAGGGGCGGCUGCCAGCUACUGUGAAGACACACAGUUUGCUGGCCAACACGCAGAGCAAACCUAGAGAAACCUUAAAUCAAUGGCUUCCGUGGACUAUACUUACUACUUCACAGAUGCAGAUAUGCCACAAGAGAAUAUGAAAGACUGACACACCUGUUUAAAAGCAAAACAAAUCAGCUUUUUUUUUUUUACCAUUUCCUCUGCUACUCACACUGUCAGUUUGUUUGUUUUUUUUCCCUCCACCAGAAUACCAGCCUGUUGGUGUGAAGGACCUGCCCCUUCCUCCUUUAUGAAUGUAUGUUUGUAUUUAUAUGUGCAUAUACUUUACAAAUAUAUCAUGCGUCUGCCUCUGUGUUUGAUUGUUUACAGAGAAGGGUCUUGCUCGCGGCUACAAGUUAGACAAUUUUUAGAUAUGCCUUAAUUCGUAUGGAACCACUGCUUCUUUUGAAGUACCACUCAAGUCUCCUUUUUAUACAUCAGCUCCAGUCACCAUCCACCUAUUUGUCAUACCACUAUUCAUUUUAAACCCUUAAAGUCCCAUUUCACCAAGUGCUGAGCAGAGCUGUUUUCCCCAGAUUUAUCUUCUGACAUAAAGGACUAAAUUUAGAGCCUGUUCACACGGCAUUAAUCUACAGAAACCGAAGCAGCAGCGACUAAUUGUGGGGAGAGGUUUUGGACUGCAUCUUGCUCUGUGUCUCUCCUAUGGCGAUAGCUUAAACUGGCACUGGAGACAGUGGACUAUUGUCAUGGACACAACACUGUCACGCUCACUCUGGCUCUGACAGAGUUGCCUCUAUCAAGACGUCACCAAUGCCCUUACCCAAAAAAGCCUCUUGUCUGAACGCUGUACUGUUGAUUCAGAUCCAGAAUACAGUCAUUAUGCAUCACUUUGCACACUGUAAUAUACAGGUUUGAUAAUGGAUGCACACUAUAUACAGCCGUAUUGAUAUUCAGACAGAUUACAGGCCCUGUGUGUGUGUGUGUGUGUGUGUGUGUGUGUAUAAACAUUUUAAUAAAAUUUAUAACUGACAACUUUAUUGAAAGCUCAGACAUUAUUUCAAGUGCGUCAUCUCUUCAGUUUGGCUCACCAUCAGUAGCUUUCUUGAUUUAUUUGAAUUCGGGGCUUUGUUGGUGCAUAAUAGGCCUGACACAGGAGACAUUCCUUAAAAUGUGAUUAGGGGGAAAAAAAAAACAAUCUGAGUGCGUAGCCAGAGUCCAGUCAAAAUGUUUAUCAAGUAGCCCUUAAAGGUCACUGACAAACAGGUUGUGUAUGUGAGAGAACUACUGUGGCGUGUGAACAAGGAAUUGAGAUGAAAAGCCAGAGAGCGACUUUGUCAGUGGUCCCAACCACAACUUCUAAACGUCAUUUUCUCUAUACGUGUAUUCUCAUCACUGACAGAAUCAUCAACCCACCUCAUCGUCUUAUAGGCUGCAACAUGGUGAUCUUUGUUAUCCAGGACAUUCCGAUCCAUAGAGAUCAGAAUGUUGCGGGCUUGGGCUAAUUCCUGGACAGUGCCUCUCUGUCCGUAAUCAGAAUCAGGUUUAUUGCCAGGUACAUGUCAAAAAAAACAUAGUUCAAUAGAAAAUGUUGAUUGUGAUGAUGCUUUGCAAACAGGAGUGGGAUGUGCUGAAUGUCUGGAUGAGACAGAAAUGUUAAUAAAGUAUUUUUGAAAUACUACAUAA